AUCGCUCAUUGUUAAUCAUCAUUUGAUACAAUAUUGAAAAAACUGGUAACCGGUUGGUGUGAUUUUUUUAAAAUUAAAUAAGAGGUUUCUAAAUGAAGCUUCCCGCACACAAAAAAAAGUCUGCAACAUCAUGUAUUAAAUAAUAAAGUUGACCAUGGAGGCCCUUUGUAAUACAAUGAACAAGUCGACAACUAACCACUACUACAUAAAUGUGAUAAAAUAGAUAUAGGUUUACUUUAAAUACUCUUAUACGCUGACCAUCCUUAGUAUUAUCUUGAAUUUUUCUCCAUUGUUACUUCUUCUUCAACCUUCUGUUCUAUACUUUUGGUUACCUUCUCGUGCCAAACUUGACAUAGUUUUUCGUCGGCCAUAAGUUGAAGCUAUAAGCCGAAAGGUCGCAUUAAUGGGUAUGCAACUCCUUAAAGUCACAGCAAGGUUUGUAUGUCCUUUAAGUUUCAGGCAUAUGAGUGUUUUUGGUUUUUGGUACCAAUGAGAAAUCUACUAUCAUGGUUUUUCCUGAUCACCUUUUUCUCAAGCUGCUUCAGCCAUGUAGUUUUGGUUCUUGGACAAUGUCAGAGCAGUCAGCAGUCAUUUUUACUUCAACUCAAGAACAGCCUUAUGUACAAUUCUUCAUCAUCUGUAAAUCUGGUGCAGUGGGAUCAAAACACAGAUUGUUGUAAUUGGAAUGGUGUAGAUUGUGAUGCGGCUGGACAUGUAAUUAGCCUCAACUUGAACAACGAAUCAAUCUCCGGUGGAAUUGAGAAUGCGACUGGUUUAUUCUCUCUUCAGCAUCUGAAGAGCCUAAAUUUGGCUUAUAAUAGAUUCAACGGAAUUCUAAUUCCUUCCAGGUUGGUCAAUCUCACAAACUUGACUUAUCUGAAUCUUUCUAAUUCUGGCUCCGCAGGACAGAUUCCCAGUUCGAUUUCAGGCAUGACAAAGUUGGUUAUUCUUGAUUUGUCAAGUCUUAACUUCUUGGGAUCAUCUGUCUUGAAACUCGAGAAUCCAAACUUAAGCAUGUUUCUACAGAACUUCACAGAGAUUAGAGAACUGUACCUGGAUGGUGUAAAUAUAUCAGCCCAUGGAAAUGAAUGGGGCAAAGCUUUAUCGUCAGCACUGCCUAAUAUACAAGUCUUGAGCUUGUCCAACUGUUUCCUUUCAGGCCCCAUCAGCAAUUCCCUUGCAGAACUUCGGUCUCUUUCAGUAAUCCGUUUGGAUCAGAAUAAUCUCUCUCCUACAGAUCUAGGUUUUUUAGCAGAAUUCAAGAAUUUGACUUCCCUGCGGCUCAGUUACUGUGGGCUAAGUGGAACAUUUCCGGAAAAUGUCUUCCGGGUACCAACACUACAGAAUCUUGAUUUAUCAAACAACAAGUUGCUUCAAGGUUCAUUACCACAGUUUCCUCAGAAUCUGUCUCUUAGGACGCUGAUGCUCAGUUUCACAAGUUUCUCUGGGACACUACCAGAUUCCAUUGCCAACCUAAAAAAUUUGUCAACAAUAGAGCUUUCAAGUUGCAAUUUUACAGGACCAAUUCCGACUUCAAUGGCUACUCUCGCCCAAAUAGUUUAUUUGGACCUUUCAUUUAACAAUUUCACUGGUCCAAUCCCUUCCUUUUACACGUCCAAAAAUCUUGCUUACCUAGAUCUCUCCCAUAAUCUAUUGAGUGAUGAGAUCCCAUCCAACUGGGAACAGCUUCAGAAUCUGUCUUAUGUUGACUUGAGGUUCAACUUCCUUAAUGGUAGUAUUCCCUCAUCUCUGUUUGCAAUCCCAUCAUUGCAGAAGCUUCAGCUUGGCAACAACCAAUUCAGUGGCCAAGUUCCAGAGUUUUCAGAUGCCUCCUCCUCUGAGUUGGAUACCCUUGAUUUGAGUGACAACAGCUUAGAAGGGCCUAUUCCCAUGUCAAUCUUUGAGCUAAGAAAACUUAAUAUCCUCUUGCUUUCUUUCAACAACCUCAAUGGCACUGUAUUUCUGGAUAACAUUCAAAGGCUUACCAAUCUUGCAAGUCUUGACUUUUCAUACAACAAUUUGACGGUGCAAGCUAGUAGCAGUGGUUCUUUCCUUCCCCAGAUUGCCACAUUGAGAUUGGCCUCCUGCAACCUGAAUGUAUUUCCAAAUCUAAAGAACCAAUCAAGACUAUUUCAGUUAGAUCUUUCUGACAACCAAAUUUCUGGGGAAAUACCUAACUGGAUUUGGGAAGUUGGUGAUAGUGAUCUCAACAGUCUAAAUCUUUCACAUAAUAACUUGGUAGGUCUCCAAGAACCUUAUAUUAUUCCUGAUCUCAUUGUUCUUGACCUGCACUCCAACCUGCUACAAGGAAAGUUACCACUUCCUCCAUCAAAUGUUAUCUAUGUGGAUUACUCAAAAAAUUUGUUUUCUUCCAUCCCCGCUGAAAUUGGUAACUUCCUCACUUUCACCAUUUUCUUUUCCCUUUCAGACAAUACGAUUUCAGGACCUAUCCCUGAAUCAAUAUGCAAUGCCACACUUCUUGAAGUUCUUGAUCUCUCAAACAACAGAUUCAGUGGCAGUAUACCAAAAUGUUUAAUUCAACACAGCAGGACUCUUGGUGUUCUAAAUUUGAGGAGAAACAACCUCACUGGAAUAGUUUUUGAUACAUUUCCAGAAACUUGUGCAUUACAAACGCUAGAUCUCAAUGGAAAUCUUCUAGAGGGAACGGUUCCAAAAUCUCUAGCUAAUUGCACGGUGUUGGAGGUUUUAAACCUUGGUAACAACCAAAUAAAUGAUAUAUUCCCAUGCUGGUUAAAGAACAUUUCCAGCUUGCGUGUUCUCGUUCUGCGAUCAAAUCAGUUUUAUGGGAACAUCAGUUGUCAAGAGAUUAAUGGCACCUGGCCAAACCUUCAGAUUAUUGACUUAGCUAUCAACAACUUUGAUGGAACACUACCAGUAAAGUACUCCUGGAAAGCAAUGAUGGCUGAUGAAGAUGAAGCACAGUCACAGGUCCACCACCUUCAAUUUCAGUUCCUGCAGUUCAGCCACUUGUACUACCAAGAUACAGUAACAGUUACCAGCAAAGGUCUGGAGAUGGAGAUAGUGAAAAUCCUAACUCUAUUCACCUCCAUUGACUUGUCAAACAACAACUUCGAAGGGUCAAUCCCGGAAGAGACAGGACUAUUGAAAUCACUCCGUCUUCUCAACUUGUCUCAUAAUGCUCUCACAGGUCCAAUCCUAUUAUCCAUAGGGAACUUACAACAACUGGAAUCCUUGGACCUUUCAGCUAACCAGCUGGAGGGGGAGAUCCCUACACAGCUUGCAAGCCUUAGUUUCCUUUCAGUCCUGAAUCUCUCAGACAAUCACCUUGUGGGCAGGAUCCCAUCUGGCACUCAGCUCCAAACAUUUUCAGCAUCUGAUUUUGAAGGUAAUGAAGGAUUAUGUGGCCCUCCUUUGACAAAUAAUUGCACAACAAAUUCAAAUCUGUUUCUACCUUCAUCACCGGCUUCAAGUAAGAACUUCGAUUGGCAGUUCAUAGUCAUUGGAAUUGGAUUUGGAAUAGGCUCAGCGGUAGUUGUUGCACCUGUAAUGUUUUCAGACAAGGUAAACCAAUGGUACGAUGAUCACAUAAUUGACAAAUUGCUUAUGGUGAUUCUCCCCAUGUUUGGAGCGAUGUACAAGACUUCUCAUCAAAGAAGGAUCGAAGCAGAGCAAGAUCUUGAAGGCCUACAAUCAGAAGAAGAUGAAGAUGAUUUUGAUGAAACAGAAACUGAAGAAUUUCAUGGGCGGUAUUGUGUGUUUUGCUCUAAACUUGACAUUACAAGGAAAAGGGUUGUUCAUGAUCCCAAAUGUACUUGUCAUCAAUCACCACCCAUAUCUUCUUCUACUUCCACUUCAUCCUCAUCUUCUUCACUGGAACAUUUUGAUAAAAGUUGAGCUUUCUUUACUUCUUUUCUUCUUUUGUAUUUGAACUGUACAUAACAUACAGAAAGCAUCAGCAGUGGUUAUAAGAACAGAACCUGAAGACA
Mangifera indica (mango) is the source of this 3968-nucleotide messenger RNA. RefSeq names its product receptor-like protein 7. The transcript has a single exon. NCBI's taxonomy places the organism in Eukaryota, Viridiplantae, Streptophyta, Magnoliopsida, Sapindales, Anacardiaceae. The record is from RefSeq and is a predicted model, not a curated record. Bases 442 to 3876 code for a protein of 1144 amino acids. Gene Ontology annotation, molecular function: protein binding.